AUGGUGAGGGUGUUGGUGCGGGAAGGGGGGGCGGAUGUGGAUGCGGUGUUUGAGGUGGCUGAGACGGGGGAGAGGGAGGGGAAGGGGUCGACGCGCGGAAUGGAGGGGGGGUUGAAGGGGUUGAGGGGGAAGACGAGGAGGAGUGUGUCGGGCGAGAGUCUGAGGAGAGAGAAAGGGCCGAGGCAUCCGGUUUCGGCGCUGCAUCUUGCUUAUAACAACUACGCUUGUGCGCAGGUAUUGUUGGAGUGUGGUGCUAACGUUGGGGCGAGGGACGGGUAUGGCCGGACACCGCUUUACUGGGCAGCUGAGGCUGGCCAGGCGGAUGUUGUGCGGUUGCUCAUCGGGGCAGGGGCGGAUGUGAACGCCGCUUCUGACGACGGGGUUACACCGCUGAGCGCAGUGGUAGCGUCGUUCGAGAAUGAACAGGGCAGCCACGGACACACCGAAACCCUGAGGCUGUUGUUGCAAGGGGGAGCGCCGUCCAAGUCUGGGUCUCACUCCCAAGACGAAGGGUUAUGGAGGGAGAAACUGGCCGCUUUUAUAAUGUGGCAUGAAAUGAGAGAGGGCUUUUCGGAGGACGAAGGUGUUGUUCUAGGCGAGAAGUAUCUUAUUGACACCGUCGCGCCAGCACGGAAAGGGGUUGUGAUCAGGGCUCAGAUAUUGCCGGGUGGUGUGCCGCCAGCCGUGUUUGUAUUUGGCUGCCCGCGGCCAAUGGAUAUCGACCACACUCCCGAUGCUGCCGUGGUCAGUGCCCAUGCGUUGGCAGGGAGGCACUCGAUGGCUUCGUCACUUCGGCAUGCAAUUCUUCUCACCGGUCGGGCUAGCGAGCCGAACGACUGGCUCGGGCCGGUGGAGGUUGCAACACAAACCGCGCAAGCCGCCGUCUCAGUUUCCUGGUCCAGUCCAGAUGUUCUGCUGCAAGCCCACCCCCAUGCCACCCGCAGAUUGCCCACAGGAGACCUGCAGAAUCGUCCUGCGUCAGUGCGUCUGGUACGGCACUUCCAGGUCGUCCUCAUCUCGGACCUGAGGAAAUCCACGGGGGAACCAGGGCCCUCAAGCUACAAUUCGUUGGCCGAGGCCACGAACCAAGGUACACCCAGAGAUACCCCCCCUCCCCCCUGGUUGAGUGAUGGUCCAAUCCCUGUGAUGUCCGCGCGUGGCGCAACCUAUGUGGGUUGGACCUUGGCGAACCUUCGUGCUGUUGGUCUCCACGCCGCAGAGGUGCAUGACAGUGGUCGGGGAGAGGAGGGUUUGAUGCCUGACAGUUACGCGACACACUCCAGGAAAGGGCUAGAAGGACAACUUGCUUUCGUACUAGGUUUAGUUGGAUAA
Messenger RNA from Chaetomium globosum CBS 148.51, 1332 nucleotides. RefSeq lists its product as uncharacterized. The transcript is spliced from 3 exons. Lineage: Eukaryota; Fungi; Ascomycota; Sordariomycetes; Sordariales; Chaetomiaceae. Bases 1 to 1332 code for a protein of 443 amino acids. The record is from RefSeq and is a predicted model, not a curated record. Gene Ontology annotation, molecular function: protein binding. Gene Ontology annotation, cellular component: nucleus; cytoplasm.